Messenger RNA from Fusarium coffeatum, 996 nucleotides. RefSeq lists its product as uncharacterized. The record is from RefSeq and is a predicted model, not a curated record. Gene Ontology annotation, molecular function: oxidoreductase activity, acting on single donors with incorporation of molecular oxygen; ferrous iron binding; zinc ion binding. The transcript is spliced from 4 exons. NCBI's taxonomy places the organism in Eukaryota, Fungi, Ascomycota, Sordariomycetes, Hypocreales, Nectriaceae. Bases 1 to 996 code for a protein of 331 amino acids.
AUGCCUCCACUCAUAUCCUAUCGAGCCUUGAUCGGCUUCGUUGCCGUUGCUGUGUCUGCCAUUGCUCUGUUUGGUGCAUCACCACUUGAAGCAUUCUCGUCAACAUUGCAAAAAGCAGGAGUUGAUUGGUACAAGACACAAAAGAACACGACUGUCUCAUCAGCUACUUCAGCUACAAGAACCCCCGUCUACUUUUUCAGUCACGGUGGCCCCGAUGUUCAAUAUAACACAAAGCACCCUGUGUAUCCAGUCCUUCAGCAGAUUGGUAAAGAGAUCACCCAGAAAGUCAAACCGAAGGCCGUAGUCGUCUUCUCGGCGCAUUGGAUGGGAGAAAAGGAUACUAUCCAUAUCAACAAUGAAGUCGAUACUGACCUGAUCUAUGAUUUCUAUGGCUUCCCCGAACACUUCUACGAGGCCAAGUACCCAAGCAAAGGAAGUCCUGAGCUUGCAAGCAAGAUCAUGGUGAUGCUUUCAGAGGCGGGGAUUCAAUCCUAUGGAAUGAAGCGAGGUCUUGACCACGGUGUAUUCUCUGGCUUUCACGUUGCUUUCAACCCAGAGACCAAUCCUCUCAAUGUCCCGCUGGUCCAGGUCUCUCUUUUCAAGAGCGAAGAUCCUCAUGCCCAUUAUGCGUUGGGCCGCGCCGUGUCUGCACUUCGAGACGAGGGAAUCGUCAUCAUCGGUGCUGGAAUGUCAGUCCACAACUUGCGUGACAUGCACCACAUGUUUGAGGGUAACACUGAGCCACUCCCAUACGUGGUGAGUUUCGACAACGCCCUCAAGGAGGCCGUUGAGGCCGACCCUGCCGUCCGAAAGGAAAAGAUGGCAGCAGUUUGCAAAAGAGGAGACGCAAAGCAAGCACACCCUUUCAUGGAUCAUCUCAUGCCCGUCUUCAUUGCUGUGGGCGCUGCUGGUGAGGAUAAGGGGAAGCAAACUUGGACAUUGCACGAGGGUAGCUUCGGCUGGUCGCAAUAUCGUUUCGGUGAUGUCCCUUCGUAG